AAAAAAAACAAAGAUGAAAUUUUUUGCACCAUAAGCGAUUCAAUUUGUGGAGUUUUGUUGUUAACCCAAUUUAGACAGCGAAGAACAAUUUGUAGGAAGCAACUAGAAUUCGAAACUCGUGAAUUUCUAUCUUAGUGUUGACAUAACCAUAACAAAGUCAAUUACUUUGCUUCUUUUUUAUUGAUUUGAACAACAACAGCUACACCUUGAGUCCUUGAAUUGGGAUGUGGGGGUUAUAGUUGAAAAUUAAAAAAAGGUUUGAACUUUAAGUUCACCAAACGUUCUUUCUGCUUGAAUGACUGUUGGGUAGUUGUGUUAUCAGUAAAUUCUUUGAAAGGAAUUGCUACUGUUCAGAAUCAGAUUCCAAGCAAUUUGUUUUAUAUGCUAAGUUUUUCUCAACACUGUUUACAAAUGAAUCUUAAGGAUUCUGAAGCUGAGAACUGAUUAUUGAUGAUGGGUUGUAAUGGGAUUGAACAUUUGUGUAAAGAAGUUUUAGAAGAGAAAAAGGGUGUUAGACAAAUGGAGGAUGAUGAAUUGGUUAGUGUGGCAGUGGAAGUUGCGUCUCAACAAGAUGAUGAUUUAGCUUCUUCUAAUUUGGAACACCAAUCAUUGCAAGUUACUUCUUUGUCACAUAGAGAUUCUGUUCAUGAAGGUUUGGAACAUUGCAUCACAGCACCUAUUGGUGCUGAGAGAAAUCCACUAAUAGGUGAAGACGAGGUUAUGAUUUCUCGGUCGAUGACAGAAAAGAGAGUGCUUCGAAGGCAUGACCUAAUAUUGGACAGAUUGUCCGAGCACGAGAAGCAAAAACUGAUUGCUAACCUAGUGAAGAUACAAAAUGAUGGGACUGUUGAAGUUGAUGUAGAAAGGAGUGCAACAGUAGCUUCAGAGUUGUUAGAGCUCCAGUCUUUUGAAGAGUCAACAGUGAGCGGAAGUUUUAUUUCUGAUUCUAAAAAGUUAGUUCCAAGGUUACAAAUUGUCAUACUUGUGGUUGGAACUAGAGGCGACGUACAACCUUUUGUGGCAAUUGCAAAGAGACUUAAGGAGUAUGGUCAUCGUGUUAGGCUAGCAACUCAUGCUAAUUUCAAGACAUUUGUAAGGUCGGCUGGUGUAAAUUUCUAUCCUCUCGGAGGUGAUCCUCGAGUAUUGGCAGGAUAUAUGGCAAGGAAUAAAGGUUUGAUCCCUUCUGGUCCAACUGAAAUAUCUAUCCAACGAAAGCAGCUGAAGACCAUAAUUGAUUCUCUUCUUCCAGCUUGCACAGCACCUGAUUCCGAAACCGGUAUUCCCUUCACAGCUCAAGCUAUUAUUGCCAACCCUCCCGCAUAUGGGCAUGUACAUAUUGCUGAAGCACUUGGGGUACCUAUUCACAUCUUCUUUACGAUGCCAUGGACGCCAACCUAUGCGUUUCCACACCCUUUAGCACGUGUUCCUCAAGGUGCCGGUUAUUGGCUGUCAUAUAUAAUUGUGGAUCUACUGAUAUGGUGGGGAAUGCGAGGAAUUAUUAAUUCCUUCAGGAAAAGAACAUUGAAGCUUCCUCCUAUUGCAUACUUUAGCAUGUACCGUGGAUCGAUAUCUCAUUUACCAACUGCCUAUAUGUGGAGUCCUCAUGUUGUUCCGAAACCAAGUGACUGGGGUUCUUUAGUUGAUGUUGUUGGUUAUUGUUUCUUGAGCCUUGCAUCAAAGUAUCAACCACGUGAAGAUUUUGUCCGAUGGAUUAAAAAAGGACCGCCUCCUUUAUAUUUUGGGUUUGGGAGCAUGCCUCUUGAAGAUCCUAAAAGAACAACAAAUGUUAUAUUGGAGGCGCUAAAGGAGACAGAACAACGAGGAAUUAUUGACCGAGGUUGGGGCAAUCUAGGGAAUUUGGCAGAAAUUUCUGACAAUGUUUUCCUUCUUGAGGAAUGCCCUCAUGAUUGGUUGUUUCCACAAUGUUCUGCUGUGGUACAUCACGGUGGAGCCGGAACAACAGCUACAGGAUUAAAAGCCGGGUGUCCAACAACAAUAGUUCCCUUCUUUGGAGAUCAAUUCUUUUGGGGAGAUAGAAUACAUCAGAAAGAGUUGGGACCAGCCCCUAUUCCAAUAUAUGAACUCAAUGUUGAGAAUUUAUCAAAUGCUAUAAAAUUCAUGCUCCAGCCAGAGGUGAAAUCUCGGGCGAUGGAAGUUGCUAAGUUGAUUGAGAAUGAAGAUGGCGUUGCUGCGGCAGUUGAUGCGUUUCAUCGCCAUCUGCCGGAAGAAUUACCACUGCCAACUCCAUCUCAUGUGGAAGAGGACAACUUAAGUCCUCUUGAGUGGUUUUUUGACCAACUUGCAAAGUGGUGUUGUGUGCCUUGUGGUGGUGUGUAGAUUUCUUACAUGCAUAUACUUUUUCUUACUUCUUUUUUUCAUUAUAUGUAAUAUUUAGGUUUCAUAGGAACUUUCUGUUUUUUUUCAGAAUGGUAGCAUAGAGUUUUUAUUUGGUAUUUCAUUCAUUAUGUCAAGUCUCUUAUGUGAGACCUUGACCUUGACUAACAAUAAAUGUUCAGCUAUAUUAGAUGUUAGAUUUCAUUUCACCCCUCCCCCAUAAAACAAAGAGGUUCUGUCAUUUGUGAUAGAUUGAGACUUGAGAGUGUUACAUAUAUAAAGAGCUCUGCUAGGUGCUGUGCUGUGUUUUUGUAUUUGAUAGUAUCAUGCAAUAGUUUUAUGUAACUUGAGGUUCAAAUUGUUAUUGUGUUUUUU
Messenger RNA from Cicer arietinum (chickpea), 2709 nucleotides. RefSeq names its product sterol 3-beta-glucosyltransferase UGT80B1. Lineage: Eukaryota; Viridiplantae; Streptophyta; Magnoliopsida; Fabales; Fabaceae. Gene Ontology annotation, biological process: carbohydrate metabolic process. The record is from RefSeq and is a predicted model, not a curated record. Gene Ontology annotation, molecular function: hexosyltransferase activity; UDP-glycosyltransferase activity.